Molecule: messenger RNA, 1778 nt
Organism: Acipenser ruthenus (sterlet)
Lineage: Eukaryota; Metazoa; Chordata; Actinopteri; Acipenseriformes; Acipenseridae
Gene: epdr1
Product: ependymin related 1
Exons: 3
Coding region: 1-654 (217 amino acids)
Biological process (GO): cell-matrix adhesion
Cellular component (GO): extracellular region; lysosome
Molecular function (GO): calcium ion binding
Source: RefSeq, a predicted model, not a curated record
AUGUUUUGUGUAAUGCUUAUGUCUUUCUUGAAGUUUGCUGCAGUCUGGAUGACUAUUGCUGCAUCCUCGCUGGGCAGCCCCAGUGCCAGCGGCCCCAUGGUUCAGCCGUGUCAGGCCCCCCAGCAAUGGGAAGGCAGGACGGUCGAGUACGAGCAUUACACCGGCAGGAACACCAGGGCCGUGGUUUCCUAUGAUGGGCAGAACCAGCGCGUCAGAGUCCUGGAAGAAAGGAAGGGAUACAUCCCUUGCAAAAAAUUCUUUGAAUAUAUCUACCUGUACCAGAGUAGGCUGAUGUUUCAGAUUGAGCAGAUCACAAAGCAGUGCUCCAAGAUAUCUCUCCCUGAUGCUUGGGACCCCUAUGAUAUUCCAGAUAACUCCACCUAUGAGGAUCACUAUUUCAUUGGGGGACCCGAUGAUAAGAUAGAGGUGCAGGAAUGGUCAGACAGAAAACCUGCACGCAAAACUGAAGCCUGGGUUGGAGUUUACACAGUCAAGGACUGUUACCCUGUGCAGGAAACGUACACCAGGAACUCCAGCGUGACAACCUCCACCCGCUUUUUUGAUCUACACCUCGGGAUCAGUGACCCAGGCGUGUUCACUCCACCCAGCACCUGCCAGUCAGCCCGGCCAGGAAAGAUGAGUGACAGCUGCUGAUUGUGGACACCAGCUACCACAGACGUCAUCAAAAAUAAUAUACAAAAAAGAAAGUCCCAGCCUGCUGACAUGUUAACUGGAUUUUGAAGCUGCGAGAUGUCACAUGGGAGCAGUAAAAUGCAUUCUAAUUUGCUAGUUAGCCAAGUUAAUAUUUUAACUCAUUAAUGUCUGGUUUCGCAGACCCUGAAUAGCACUAAUUCUGGAUUACCUUAACUAAGGUAACAUCCAAGAUUAUUGCUAAUCAUGGUUUGUGAAACCAGCCAUAAGUGUUUACAGUUUUUGUAGAGAACUCUGUUUUCUGUUUAGUUUUUUGUAGAGAAGUCUGAUUGUAGUGAUUUUUUUGUUUGUCUGUUUUCUUGUCAAUUAAGUUAUUUAUUGAGUUACAGAAUAAUGUUUGUGUUCCUGAUUAAUAAGAUGUGCACUGUAUAAGUAGAUAUGGAGUAGAUGUUUUGUAUUAUUAUUACAGAGCAUUGAUUCAUUUUUAGGUACAAUAAACCAAUGAGGUUGGAAUCACAGAAAAUUAAACCAGUGGGUGUUACUAAACUAAACAGUGAAUAUAUUAAAUAUGUAAAAUGACACAAUAAUGUCAAUUUUAUCAUUGAAAUUGUGUUCUGAUGUAGAAAUGUUACAUGAACAGGAUGUACUCAAUUGCAGUACUAUAGUAAUAGAGUAAAACUUUGAUAGUAGUGAGUCUUUAGAUUCAACUCAAAAGACAAGAGCCACACUGAUGUCAUUCCAUGCAUUAGAUGGACAGCUCAGAAAAUGAACACCUAUUAAAUAAGUACUCAUUAAAUAAAAAUUGAUGUCAGCAAAGAGAUGUCAGUGUAUUUAACUAACGAGUUGUCAAGCAAAUAUAGCAAGAGGCUUCCAGGUCUGGUUAUCAAAAAUAUAUAUAUAAAAAACUGCAAUGUAAAUUAUAUUCUAAUAUGAUAUUUAAGUAGUUGUUUUUAUUUAGUUUGCAAUCUUGCCAUAUACUGUAGACUUACAAGCUUGUUGACUGUUGAGCUUAGCACAAACAAUAAUAAUAACCCUAUUAAGUGUUAACACAAGUUUUUGGCAUGUGUGUUUGGAAUUUUGAUUAAAUUAGGCCAUAUAACUAGGAAAUAAAGUGGAUUAUAAAGUGA